UCUGGGCGCCGCCAUGUUGGAGGCUCAAGGCCCGAGCUCCAGCGGGGCUAACUCCGCCUGGCAGAUGCUGGAAGUGCGGCCGGGGCUAUACCUAGGUGGAGUCGCGGCUGUCGCGGAGCCGGACCAGCUGAGGGAAGCAGGCAUCACGGCUGUGCUGACGGUGGACUCGGAAGAGCCCGGCUUCAAGGCAGGGGCUGGGGUCGAGGGUCUCCGGAGCCUCUUCGUGCCAGCGCUGGACAAACCCGAGACCGAUCUGCUCAGCCAUCUGGACCGGUGCGUGGCCUUCAUCGGCCAGACCUGCACCGAGGGCCGUGCGGUGUUGGUGCACUGUCAUGCAGGAGUCAGUCGAAGUGUUGCUAUAGUGACUGCUUUUUUGAUGAAGACUGACCAACUUACUUUUGAACAAGCCUAUGAAAACGUCCAGGCUAUCAAACCAGAGGCUAAGAUGAAUGAGGGGUUUGAGUGGCAACUGAAAUUAUACCAGGCAAUGGGAUAUGAAGUGGAUACCUCUAGUGCAAUUUAUAAGCAAUAUCGUUUACAAAAGGUUACAGAGAAGUAUCCAGAAUUGCAGAAUUUACCUCAAGAACUCUUUGCUGUUGACCCAACCACCAUUUCACAGGGAUUGAAAGAUGAAGUUCUCUACAAAUGUAGGAAGUGCAGGCGAUCCUUAUUUCGAAGUUCUAGUAUUUUGGAUCAUAAGGAAGGAAGUGGGCCUAUAGCCUUUGCCCAUAAGAGAAUGACAACACCUUUCAUGCUUACCACAGGGAGUCAGGCUCAAUGUACAUCUUAUUUCAUUGAACCUGUACAGUGGAUGGAAUCCACUUUGUUGGGAGUGAUGGACGGCCAGCUUCUUUGCCCAAAAUGCAGUGCCAAGUUGGGUUCCUUCAAUUGGUAUGGUGAACAGUGCUCGUGUGGUAGAUGGAUAACACCUGCUUUUCAAAUACAUAAGAAUAGAGUGGAUGAAAUGAAAGUGCUGCCAGUUUUGGGAUCACAAACAAGAAAAAUAUGAACUUGUGCCAUUUGAUAGAUUGAAAAGAAACUUGCUGAUAGAAUAUGCUACCGUUGUUUAUUAUCAUUCAAGGCAGAUUGUCUGGUUUUUAGGCCAUCAACAUUUCAUUUGAAAUGUGAGAAUAUAAAAUCACUUGAUGUAUCAUGGAAACUAUGCUUUGUUAGCUUAUUACAUGGUAUAAGAAUACAAGGCAGUCGAAGCUUUUUAAUCAUGUAAAAUUUAUUUUAUUUAAUAUUAAAAUCUUCUACAACCCUGAUACUUUCUUUGUUUCAUAUAUAUUUUUUAAGUUCUCAUUUUUUGGAAUGUUAGUUAUGUGAUCUUAAGGCCUGGAUGGACAAAAAUUAUGUACAAAAAUUUGAAACUGUUAUGUUUAGAUAGGAAUUCUUUUAUUUCCAGAAAUGUAA
Cynocephalus volans (Philippine flying lemur) is the source of this 1413-nucleotide messenger RNA. It is a transcript of the gene DUSP12, whose product is annotated as dual specificity phosphatase 12. The coding region runs from base 14 to 1009 and encodes 331 amino acids. Gene Ontology annotation, cellular component: nucleus. Lineage: Eukaryota; Metazoa; Chordata; Mammalia; Dermoptera; Cynocephalidae. Gene Ontology annotation, molecular function: protein tyrosine/serine/threonine phosphatase activity. The record is from RefSeq and is a predicted model, not a curated record. Gene Ontology annotation, biological process: protein dephosphorylation. The transcript has 6 exons.